CUGGCGCAGGCGCGCUGGCGACGUUGCCAUAGCGACGGCUGAGGGGCGGCGGCCGCAGCUGUCCCCGCCCGUUAAUAAUUGACGGUUUUUUUCUUUCGCCCUCAAAAGGAAGCGCGGAUCGGGAAAGGGCUCCGCGCUCCGUGUCGCCGUUCCGGGACAGAACGUGGGCGAGGGCGGCGCCGCCUUUCUCGCCUCCCGCCGUGAGGCCUCACGCCAGCGCCGCUCCCAGGCACAAAAUGGCCGCCGCGGCGUGAGGGUGUGAGAGCGGACGGGGCGGGAACUCUCGCGAGAGUUCGAGCUUAUCGCCCUAUCUCCUCGCGUGGGCGGUGCCGAGAUCUCGCGAGAGCUCGUGCCGCCGGUAGGAGCAUCAUGGCGGCGGCGUUGACGACGGUGCAACGGAGGGUGAUGCGGGCCGCGCUACGGCCGCGCGCGGUGUGGCUUCCUCAGGCCGGGAUUUCCCACGCUGCCGAACGGCUCCACCUCCCCCCCCAACGCAGCAUCCCCCCCCCCGCCAAGUACGGGGGCCGGCACACGGUGACGCUGAUCCCGGGCGACGGCAUCGGCCCCGAGCUGAUGCUGCACGUCAAGGAGGUGUUCAGGCACGCCUGCGUCCCCGUGGAUUUCGAGGAGGUUCGGGUGAGCGCGGAGGCGCCCGAGGACGACGUGCAGAACGCCAUCACGGCCAUCCGGCGCAACGGCGUGGCGCUCAAGGGGAACAUCGAGACCAACCACAACCUCCCCCCCAGCCACAAAUCCCGCAACAACCUCAUCAGGACCAGCCUGGAUCUCUACGCCAACGUGAUUCACUGCCAGAGCCUGCCCGGGGUGGAGACGCGGCACCGCGACAUCGACAUCCUCAUCGUCAGGGAGAACACCGAGGGGGAGUACAGCUCCCUGGAGCACGAGAGCGUGGCGGGGGUGGUGGAGAGCCUGAAGAUCAUCACGGCCGGGCGCUCGCGCCGCAUCGCCCACUACGCCUUCGGGCUGGCGCGCGCCGCCGCCCGCCGCAGCGUCACCGCCGUGCACAAGGCCAACAUCAUGAAACUGGGGGACGGGCUGUUCCUGCAGUGCUGCCAGGAAGUGGCGGCCGAGUACCCCGAGAUCACCUUCCGCAGCAUGAUCGUGGACAACACCACCAUGCAGCUGGUGUCCCGGCCCCAGCAGUUUGACGUGAUGGUGAUGCCGAACCUCUACGGGAACAUCGUCAACAACGUCUGCGCCGGGCUCGUGGGGGGGCCGGGGCUCGUGCCCGGAGCCAACUACGGCCACGACUACGCCGUGUUCGAGACCGCCACGCGGAACACGGGCAAGAGCAUCGCCAACCGCAACAUCGCCAACCCCACGGCGGCGCUGCUGGCGGCCUGCAUGAUGCUGGACCACCUGCGGCUGCACAGCCACGCCUCCACCAUCCGCCAGGCCGUGCUGGCCUCGCUGGACGACCCCCGGACGCACACGCCGGACAUCGGGGGCCAGGGCACGACGUCGGGCGCGGUGCAGAGCAUCAUCGGCCACCUGCCGCGGGGCUGAGCCGGCCACGCCGACACCGGGGCUGCAACGGCCCCGGGACCCCCCCAGAGACCCCCAGGAGCACCCGCCUGACACCCCCGGGACCCCCAGAACACCCUGGGACCCCCAAACAACCCCGGGAAUCCCAAACACCCCCAGGAACCCCAAACACCCCCGGAACCCCAAACAACCCCGGGAACCCCAAACAACCCCGGGACCCCCCAAACACCCCCGGGACUUCCAAACACCCCCAGGAACCCCAAACACCCCCGGGAACCCCAAACAACCCCGGGAACCCCAAACACCCCCGGGACCCCCAAACACCCCCGGGACUUCCAAACAACCCCAGGAACCCCAAACACCCCCGGGACCCCCAAACACCCCCGGGACCCCCAAACACCCCCGGGACCCCCAAACACCCCCGGGACCCCCAAACACCCCCAGGAACCCCAAACACCCCCGGGACUCCCAAACAACCCCGGGACCCCCUGAACACCCCCGGGACCCCCAAACAACCCCGGGACCCCCAGAACACCCCCAGAACCCAAAAACAUCUCCGGGACCCUCCCAGGAGAACACGACACCUCCAGGACCCCUCAGGAGACGCCCAUGGGACCCCCCAAAAACACCCACGGAACCCAAAAACACCCCCAGGACCCCCAAAAACAUCUCCAGGACCCCCAAAAACAUCUCCAGGACCAGACACCUGACACCCCUGGGACCCCCAAGACACCCCCAGGACGGCCAAAACACCCCUGGGACCCCCAAAAACACCUCCAGGACCACACACCUGACACCCUUGGGACCCCCAAAACACCCCUGGGACCCCCAAAAACACCUCCAGGACCACACACCUGACACCCCCGGGACCCCAAAGCACCUCCACCACUUCCAGGACCACAAUGCACCCCAAGGGACCCCAAAACACCUCUGGGACCCCCCCCAGGACCCCACACACAACACCCACGUGACCCCAAAGCAGCUCUGGGAACCCCCCAGGACCCCAAAACACCUCUGGGACCCCCCCCAGGACCACACACAAAACACUCACAGGACCCCAAAGCAGCUCUGGGACCCCCCCAGAACCCCCCAGGACCCCAAAACACCUCUGGGACCCCCCCAGGAACACACAACAGACACCCAUGGGACCCUGAAACACUUCCAGGACCCCACACACAACACCCACGGGACCCCAAACAUCUUCAGGAUCGCUCAGGACCCCAAAAUUUAUCCAGGAUCGUUCUAGGACCCCAAACCAGCUCUGGGACACCCCCAGAACCCCCCCAGGACCACACAAAAGACACCCACGGGACCCUGAAACACUUCCAAGACCACCCUGGACCCAACAUUAUCACCAGGACCCCCCCCCAGCACCCCUCAGGACCACACAAAAGACCCCCAGGACCCCCCUGGAGACCCCCAGCACUACAGGACACUCCAGGGUCCCACCAGGAGCACCCCAAACCCCCCACAGGACCCCAGAAAACACCCCAGGACCACCAGGAAUCCCCCAAACCCCCCAGAGGACCCCCAAAAACACCCCAGGACCACCGGGAAUCCCCCAAACCCCCCACAGGACCAGCAGGAGCACCCCAACCCUUCCCACAGGACCACAAGGACCCCCCCAAACCCCCCAGAGGACCCCCCAAAACACCCCAGGACCACCGGGAACCCCCCAAACCCCUCACGGGACCCCAAUAAACACCCCAGGACCACGAGGAGUGCCCCGAUUCCCCGCCACAGGACCAGCAGGAGCCCCCCAAACCCCCCAAAAAGACCCCAAUGAACACGCCAGGACUACCCCAGCCCCCCCACAGGACCACCAGGACCUCUCCAAACCCCCCACAGGACCCCAAUAAACACCCCAAGAUCCCCUCACAUCCCCCACAAAACCUCCCCAGACCCUCCACAGGACCACAAUAAACACCCCAGGACUGCCCCAAAGCCCCCAGCCCCCACAUAAAACCCCAAAUAAACAUCCCAGGACCCCCGCAGACCCCCAUAAAACCCCAAAUAAACACCCCAGGACCCC
Molecule: messenger RNA, 3538 nt
Organism: Vidua chalybeata
Lineage: Eukaryota; Metazoa; Chordata; Aves; Passeriformes; Viduidae
Gene: IDH3G
Product: isocitrate dehydrogenase (NAD(+)) 3 non-catalytic subunit gamma
Exons: 13
Coding region: 370-1527 (385 amino acids)
Biological process (GO): isocitrate metabolic process; tricarboxylic acid cycle
Cellular component (GO): mitochondrion
Molecular function (GO): oxidoreductase activity, acting on the CH-OH group of donors, NAD or NADP as acceptor; NAD binding; magnesium ion binding
Source: RefSeq, a predicted model, not a curated record